GGAGCGGGUGUUCCGGGCCGGGUUGCAACUCCAGGCUGAUUGCAUUUCGUUCGACCCACGGCCACCUGUAUCGAGAGGACGCCUGUGCAUUGCCCAGGGUCAUUCAUCCUGUGGGAGUUGUGUGGGUUGUACGGUUGCACUCUUCUUGGUAGACAGCUGGUGGCACUGGAUUGUUCUGCUAUGACUCUGCUUGCUUGGGCCUUCUGGGCCCCUCGCAGGCCUUUUUCUAGGACGGAUGGGCAGGGUUGCAGAGCGUGCAGCUCUACACCUGGCAAGGUGAUGCCAAAUCGUUUCCCACGGUGCCUGCGCCAACCUACACGUCCACGAGCAGUGUGUGAGCUCCCGCCAUCCGAAUGGACCCGGCAGCGCCGUGUUGUCAGGCCUCUUGAUUUUUGCCCAUCUGGAGGGUGUAGGAUGCUCUCAUUGUGGUUUUAAUUUCCUCUUCCCUGGCUCUGAUGAGGUGGAGCCUCUCUGAUGACGCCCACUGGGCCCCUCCCGGCGUCCACACCCGUCUGUCCCCUCUUCUGGAGUGCGGGCUGGAGUGGGGACUCGCCAAGCAAUGCCCUAGCACACGAGUGAUGGAGCCGCUUCUGAGGUCAGCUCACAGAAAGGCUCCGUCUCCAGUUUCCCUCUUGGGGGUUCUCACUCUGGUGGAGGCCGGCUUACCUGUGGGCGCUGCCCCAGGGAGAGCCCACCUGGUGAGGGUCUGAGGGAAGCCUUCUCCAGUGGCCUGCAAGGAAAUGUAUCCUCAAAACCCAGGUGAGCAAGCUUCGACCUGGACCCUCCAGCCCCCGGCAGCUUCCACGUGGCACAGACCCAGCCAGCACCUGACCGCAGCCUCGUGACGGGCUUCGGGCCAGAGGCACCCAGCGCAGCUGCCCCUGGACGCCUGACCCAUGUCUGUUGUUUUAUGCUGCUUCGUGUGGGUUAAUUUGUUACGCAGCAGUGAUAGCUGAUACCGUACCUUUUCUUGUGUCCUAAUGGCCAUUUAGAAAUUGUCUUCUGUGAAAUGUGGUUUUCUCCAUAUUUCUUAUUGAUUUUUAGGAACUUUUUGUAUAUGCUGGAUGUUAAUCCUAUGUCAUUUUGCAGAUAUCUUUUCCUAGUUUGUGGCUUAUAUUUCCACUUUAUUUAUGGUCUAUUUUGAUGAAACAAGUGUUCUAAAUUUAGUCACUGUAGUCUUUUUUAUCCAUGUUUUCUUUUAUGGUUACUGCCAUUUGAGUUUGGUUUAAGAUAUUCUUUCCUACCCCAGGGCCGGGUCAGAAAAAGAUUCUCUUAAAUUUUUCUCAAGCGUGAGUUUUGCACAGUGGCUAGGAGCUCAGCCCUUGGAGCGGGGCUGCCUGGCUCUCCACUGCAAAGCCAUUUCUUCUCGGAUCUCACCUGUUGGUGAUGGCUCCUUUCUCAGGGGCUGUGAAUAUAUAAAACACUUAGAACUGCUGAUUCACAGUAAGGACCAUCUGAACCCGACAAUUACUGUUAUUUGUCUAAUGUCAACUUUUGAAAUGAUGUGAGUUAGGGACCCAAUUUCACUUUUUUUCCAGUAUGGAUAACAGUUGUCCUAGCAUCAUGUGCUGGAUAGUCCUUCCUUUCUUCAGUGAUUCACAGCCAUUUCCCGAGGGAGCCUGGUUCUUUUCAGCGGAGGAUGAUGCUUAGAAACCAAGAUCCGUGAGCUGUGGGUGCUCACCGCUAAUGGGGUGUCGCUGCGGCUCGGACCUCUCAGUGCCCAGAGUUAGCAAGUCAGUUUAGAAACAGAGAUGUGUUCCAGGUACGUGUGUAUGUACCCACCUCUACAUGUCUAUCCAUCUGUUUGUCCAUCUGUCCAUCCAUCCAUCCAUCUAUCUGUCAGAGCCUGUGAGCUCCAAUCCCUCCAUCCAGCCCAACACCCUGGGGCUCAUUCUCUUCUCUGCGCUUUACCUUCCUUCCCCGACAGGAGGCUGUGUGACACUGUGCCUACAGUACGGUUACUCACUCGAUCCUGACAUGAAAAGUAGAUUCAGAACUGUGAACCCAGGCCUCAGAGAAGAGGAACCACGCCGAGCGUUCAGCCUUAGUUUCGAGUUCUCUUUGUCUUUAAUCUGAGGACACGUGUCCCAAAUGCUGUGCCCAGAAGCUAUUUGGGUUAGUUUGUUAUUCACGUGAUUUAUGGUUUAGUUCACAUUUGCUAUUUGUACUCCGUCUUACAGAUUUUCUCCCUAACCUUAUGGAUUUAAUUUUUUCUUUUCUCGUGUUUGUGAAACCUUAUCGUGGUUCCCGAAGUCAGUGUUUCAGAAGGCGCAUCUGGGAACUGCGGCCGCCACCUGACCCUUCCCUUCACGCCCAUCCAGCCCUUUCGACAAUCUCAUUGGUCUCGGUUUUUCCUUUCCUGAUUUUUUGCACAAAUGCCAUUUUCAUUUGCCGCCUGGGGGCUGCUCCGUGCUUCCUGCCUGGGUGUGCUCAGAGCCCCCUCGCCUUUGGGGUUCUAGUUGUGCUCGGGGUGUCUAAGUUCUCAUCUGCUCUGCUUAGUUUACACUGAGGUUCCAGGGCUCACGUGUCAUCGGUUCUUGAAGGUUUGCAUUACUUCUUUUGAUUGUCCCUCUUCUCCAUGAUUUCCAUUUUCUCCUCCAGGGAAUUUUAUUCUUAUUAUUUGCUCCACAUUUGGGCUGUUUUUUAACAUCUUCCGUUCCGUGUCUCUUUGGGCCGCAUGCUGCAUGAUUUCUCCAGGUGUUUUUUUUUAAUGCAUUAACUCUUUAUUCAGCCCUGUCUCUUCUGUUUAGCUCGUCAAUCAAGUUGCGCUUGACUUUAAAAUAUUUCAAACUUGUGAUCUUGAGACACUUUUAGGCAUGCAGAGGAGGUGCAUUGACCCAUUGUAAAUUCUUCAGGCUUCCGCAUGCCAGUUUCACUUAAUCUUGGUCAGUGCUCUGCACCAGAAACAAGGCCAGUGUGGUUCUCUGUGCUGAUCUGCAGACUGUUCGAGCCUCUGGCUGCCGGCCCUGCCAGGCCGCCGUGUGCCGAGACGCGUGGUCUGCUCAGGCCCCGCUGACCUGCACUGUGCAGCCUGCAGACCCCGGGCUGGUCUGGUGUUUUCUCGCGGUUAGACUGAGAUGCGUCGGUGGCAAGAAAACCAGAGGCGCCGUGGUCUGGGGAGCGUCCAUGGCCAGCGGCUUUGCCAUCGUGGCCUGGUCGGGGAAGUGCUGCCUGCUUCUCCUGGGUGAAUCGCUGGCGGGAAGUCAUUUGAGUCUGUGCACCUCCACCAUGAGGUGCAUUUCAGUUCUGUCUUUCGUUUCUGGACGCUCCGUUUGCGUUUUCGGACGUGCCUUCUGGGUUCUCCCUGCCGGUGUCUCCUGCUGUCCUGUCGGUAUCUGGAGCCUGCUCGGAGCGCGAGCUGGGCGCUCUGGGAUCUUUGAUCUUUGAUCCUCACCAGUUGAUCUUAAUCUCUCCCAGCUCUCGGAGACCCCGUGUGCGGCGCUGACCCCGGGCCCCCGGUGCCCUCCUCUCGACUGUCUGCGCCUGGGGAGCGCGUGUCAGCCCAUGUUGUCCGUCUCUGAGACAGAGUCGUCCUUUUCUGCUGCGCCAUCAGCAUGUCGUCUUUAACUAAAACUCCGGCGCCGGAAGGGAGCGUUUCUGGCCCCGAGGAGAAGCCGGAAGGAAAGCUGCUCUUCACCUGGGGCUGCCUUUCUGGCCCCCGGGGUGAGAAGGUUGUCUUCACCAAGAGGCACAGCGCCCCCGGGGAGAGCGUGCUGGCCGUCACGCUCACCGAGACCACCGUCAUCGAGUCGGACCUGGGCGUCUGGAGCUCGCGGGCCCUCCUCUACCUCACGCUGUGGUUUUUCUUCAGCUUCUGCACCCUCUUCCUCAACAAGUACAUCCUGUCCCUGCUGGGAGGGGAGCCCAGCACGCUAGGGGCCGUGCAGAUGCUGUCCACCACCCUCAUCGGCUGCGUCAAGAUAUUCGUCCCUUGCUGCUUGUACCAGCACAAGACGCGGCUUUCUUACCCGCCCAAUUUCAUCAUGACCAUGCUGUUUGUGGGUCUCAUGAGGUUUGCCACCGUGGUGCUGGGGCUGGUCAGCCUGAAGAACGUGGCAGUUUCAUUCGCAGAAACGGUGAAGAGCUCGGCGCCCAUCUUCACCGUGAUCAUGUCCCGGAUGAUUCUGGGGGAGUACACGGGGCUGCUGGUCAAUCUGUCCCUCAUCCCCGUGAUGGGGGGGCUGGCCCUGUGCACCGCGGCCGAGAUCAGCUUCAACGCCCUGGGCUUCUCUGCGGCCUUGUCCACCAACAUCAUGGACUGUUUGCAAAACGUUUUCUCAAAGAAGCUCCUCAGUGGGGACAAGUACCGGUUCUCGGCCCCGGAGCUGCAGUUCUACACCAGCGCCGCCGCUCUGGCCAUGCUCAUCCCAGCCUGGGCCUUCCUCAUGGAUAUGCCAGUGAUCGGGGGGAGCGGAAGGAGCUUCAGCUACAGCCAGGAUGUCAUCUUGCUGCUCCUGAUGGACGGCGCACUGUUCCACCUGCAGAGUGUCACGGCGUAUGCCCUCAUGGGGAAGAUCUCGCCCGUCACCUUCAGCGUCGCCAGCACCGUGAAGCAUGCGCUGUCUAUCUGGCUCAGCAUCAUCGUGUUCGGCAACAAGAUCACCAGCCUGUCGGCCAUCGGCACCGUACUGGUGACUGUCGGCGUUCUGCUCUACAACAAGGCCAAGCAGCAUCAGCAGGAGGCCUUGCAGAGCCUGGCUGCCACCGCCGGCCACACCCCAGAAGAUAGCGAUGAGCCGCAGACUUCCAGGGAUCCCACACCUCACCCCUGAGCUUGGCACACACCCGGCCCCGGGCCCCUGGUCGCCGGCCACUGCUCCCCCUCGCGAGGCCAGGUGCCUGGGGUGCACGGGUGUUUCAGCCGAAGCCUGUGGGGCUCCGGACAGGGCCUCUGGGACAUCAGCUUCCAGGUCGGAGGCCAGGCCCCUCAUCGGAGCCUCUCUGCCGAGCAAUGUGAAGCCACCCCUGGCAGUGCCCUCCCCAAGCCAGCCUCAAGGGCCCCUGGGGCUGUGCCUUCUCCCACAGGGGUCAGAGACUGACCCAGGGCCCGCCUGCCCGAGACCCCAGAGCCGGGCACAGUGUGGAGAAGGGACCACGAGGGCCCACUGCUGGGGGGCAGUACUCACCCCCUCUUCCACCCCAGCGGAAGCAGGGCCAAGGCCUCCCCCACCCCACACCCAGAGCCACCAGCACGCAGUGGCGGGUCCUGGCGUCCUGGGUCCCAGUGGCCAGGGCUCCCUGACCAGUGUCCCUGACCCAAGACCUCCAGCUCCGGGCAGCCGAGCACCAGCCUCGUCAGCGCUGGCUGGUGGGGGAUGCCGACGCGGCCCAUCGGUUCCCAGGCUCUGCGGGGUGCAGCUGGGCCAUCCUGUCCUUGCUGUCCUUGAGCAGAGUAGCGUGACGGUUCCCCACGAUCAAGGAGCAGGAGGGUGUUUGGCAGAAUGUUGAGUGUUGAGUGUUUGCUAAGCUUCAUUCACAGGGACGCUGGAGCGUUUCAGAAGGAACCGCGAGCUCGGCCGGGGCUCCCCAGAGCUGCGGGCUGAGGCUGUCAGCCCCUCAGACCUCCGCCGUCCUGCAUUCUGGGGGGAGUUCUGAACCAGCCCGUCCAGCACCAGCCGGUCUCAGAGACCCCCACAGCCCCAGGCUCAGGCCGGUCAGACGCAGCCCACCCAGCACCUGGCUGGGUCCUGCAGGGGCAGCUGUUGGGCUUCGGAAGCCUGGGACUGAGGAGAGGAAUUUCCGGCACCGACCUGCCCGGGGGCUCCUUUCCCGCCUGCUCAGCGGGCCUUGGGCUCCCGCGAUGGUUUUUCCAGUUGGCUUCUCACCCGGAAAGUGUAAACGCCCAAAUAGCCCCUCCUGGAGCUCACAUCUCUCAGAAGCAAAGAGCAAUAAUUGGGUCGCCUUAAACCCUGCCUGCCCUUUCCAACCACUCGGCCGUCUUAAGGCAGAAAGGUGCCUUCUGAAGACACUCUCCUGGCACGGAGGCGGCCCUUGCCUGGCGAGGUGGCUGGGGUGGUGGGAUGCGGCUUGUUCGCUGAGGACCAGGCUGUGACGGCCCCCGCUGCCUCCCUCGGGAAUGUGGCUGGUGGGGCAAGGACAGAGAAGGGAGGCCUUGCAGACCUCGGCCCCCGAGCACAGCCAGGUGCCCCUGCCCCGGCGCCUGGCACUGCCCAUCCCAGCCCCACAAGCCACUUGGGGCCAAUUUUGAUUUUCUCAAUUUGUGGACCAGAAAAGAAGUGAGAAUGUUCCUAAACUGUCAGCAAACGAGGCAACUGCCUGCAAAGCUGCUCUGAGACGUUUCCUCGUCCAGGGUUCCCAGCUGAGCGCCACGGGCAGCGGGAUCCGUGCCAUGGCCAGUGCUGCCCUGGCUGCUGGCCACGAGGUGGUCUCCAGCAUCCACCUCCUGCAGUGUUUCCCGGGCCUGCCUCAGCCACUUGUUUAGUGACUGUUCAGAGACAAUACGUGUUUUAUUAAUUUUGUCCAGUGAUUUUUAUAGAAUACGUUCUUCUCGUUGAGCCACUGCAGAUACAUGCUUGUACAAACGUUGACACUGGGUGUCGGCACUAAAAUUGGGCUAACUCCUUUGGAUCCGUGGCCACUGUCACAGCCUUUGUAAAGAAGCAAAACAUUUGAACCAAACCUUCAGACUCGGACCAUCUGCUUACUUAGGUUGGUACUUAAAGAUGUACAGAGAUCUCUUCAGCUACUAAGUGGCAGGAAAAGCUUUUCUUUCAAAUUCUAAUAAUCAUAAUACCUGCAGAGCAGCAUGAAAAUAAUCCAACUGCUAAGAAUACUCCAACACAAUCCAAAGUGUACUCUUUGGAAAACCAAAAGGGUGAAUCAGAAACAAUGAGUACUGUACAAUGAAUAUGAGCUAAACAAAGCUGUGCUUUGUAUUCUACAUUUAAAUGCUUUUCUCCAAACCAAUGAGUUCUGCUUCCUGCUGUGAGACUUUCAUUUGGAUGCUCACUUAGGUGGGCCAGUGGGAAUAGAAUAAGCACAGCAUGGGUUUAAAAUCUGCCCAAGUGAUGUGCUGUUAGGGCUUGAAAAGCUCGUUUCCCUGGGUUAGAGAAAGUAAACAAGGAUGUGUGUCCACGGAGAGAUCAUCUCAUCUCCCUUUCAUCCACAUUGUAUGAAGAGCUUUGUUCAUUCCAAAAAUGCCUACAGGUCCUGUUGGGCCUCUUCAUUUCCUGGAUUAUGAAUAAGAAUGUCCCAGCUGCCCGAGGCGGCCGGUGGCGGGGUGGGUGGGUCAGCCACUCGCCCCAAGGGUCGACCCCGUCAUCUGCCAUGCUGCAUUCCUUCUCCCCACUUUCCUUGGGGGCUCUGAUCUGAGUCUGGUGGCCAGUGGGUCCUUGCCCAGACACCCAAACUCAGCUGGAAACUCUUAACUGGCAGUCUUGUUUUCUGUUUGUUCCUGUUUUGUUUCCAGUUUUCUUUGAGGAAAAGUGGCGUUCACCUCAUUUGCUAUUUCUACACUGUUAGCAGAUGUGUGAGCUGAGUCUGAACCUGCCCAUUGGGUGCCAUGGGUUGAGAAAAGGAAGGCCACAGCCAGGGUAACUUUCCCACUUUGAGAAACUUGAAAAUUUUAUCAAUAAUUCCCUAUAUGAGAGCCAAAUUACAUUUGCUUUAUAUCAAACAAAACUGUGGAGAACUGAAAGCACAUCGUGCAAAAUGUUUAUGGUGUUUUGUAUGUCACCUAUUUCAGUAUUUAUGUAACUAGUGUUUCUAGAAAAUGGUUAAUUUAGUAAAUCAGUGUUCAUUCUGUGGUAAUAAAUUGAUACUGUGUAUAGUUAACCCUGUGGAGCAAUGGCAGCAGCUUGUCUAAACUCUUGUGCUAAAGUCAAAUAAAUGUUGAGUAUCUAC
This is a messenger RNA of Choloepus didactylus (southern two-toed sloth), 7863 nucleotides long. RefSeq names its product solute carrier family 35 member E2A-like. The transcript is spliced from 9 exons. Lineage: Eukaryota; Metazoa; Chordata; Mammalia; Pilosa; Megalonychidae. Gene Ontology annotation, molecular function: antiporter activity. Gene Ontology annotation, cellular component: Golgi apparatus. The record is from RefSeq and is a predicted model, not a curated record. Bases 3555 to 4772 code for a protein of 405 amino acids.